AUGGUUCGCGAAACAAAGUACUAUGAUAUCCUUGGCGUCUCGCCAACUGCCACAGAGCAAGAGUUGAAGAAGGCAUACAAGGUCGGUGCCCUCAAGUACCACCCUGACAAGAACGCCCACAACCCUGCCGCUGAGGACAAGUUCAAGGAGAUCUCCCACGCCUAUGAAGUCCUUUCCGACUCAAACAAGCGCCAAAUUUACGACCAGUAUGGCGAGGCUGGGCUAGAAGGCGGCGCGGGCGGUGGUGGCAUGGCUGCCGAGGACCUGUUUGCUCAGUUCUUCGGUGGCAACAGCUUUGGCGGCGGCCUCGGCGGCAUGUUCGGCGGCGGUGGCAUGGCGAGCCGCGGCCCACCAAAGGCCCGCACCAUUCACCACACCCAUAAGGUCUCGCUCGAGGACAUCUACCGGGGCAAGGUCUCCAAGCUGGCGCUGCAGCGGUCCAUCAUCUGCCCCAAGUGCGAGGGUCGUGGCGGCAAAGAGGGCGCCGUGCGCGUCUGCACUGGCUGCGACGGCCACGGCAUGAAGACCAUGAUGCGCCAGAUGGGCCCGAUGAUCCAACGGUUCCAGACGGCCUGCCCUGACUGUAACGGCGAGGGUGAGAUCAUCAAGGAGAAGGACCGGUGCAAGAACUGCAGCGGCAAGAAGACUGUGGUCGACCGCAAGGUGCUGCACGUUCACGUCGACCGUGGCGUUAAGAGCGGCACGCGCGUCGAGUUCCGCGGCGAGGGCGACCAGGCUCCCGGCAUCCAGGCCGGCGACGUUGUCUUUGAGAUUGAGCAGAAGCCCCACGCCCGCUUUACCCGGCGGGAAGACGACCUGCUGUACAAGUGCGAGAUCGAGCUGGUCACCGCUCUGGCCGGUGGCACCAUCUUUAUCGAGCACCUUGACGAGCGGUGGCUCAGCGUCGAUAUCUUGCCCGGCGAGGCGAUCGCACCCAAUGCUGUCAAGAUGAUCCGUGGCCAGGGUAUGCCGACGUACCGCCACCACGACUUUGGCAACAUGUUCAUCAAGUUCGACGUCAAGUUCCCCGAGAAGCAGUGGACCCAGGACGAGUCCGCUUUUGAGGCGCUCCGCAAACUGCUGCCGCCCCCGCUUCCGGUCAACAACCCGCCAAGUGAGGCGAUGACGGAACCGGCCGAUCUCGAGGACGUCGACGCCCAGUCCGGCUCCCGCGGUUUCGCUACCGGUAAUGGCAGUGCCAUGGAGGAGGACGGCGAGGACGGUGAGCCGCAGGCUGAGCGGGUGCAGUGCGCGUCGCAGUAA
Grosmannia clavigera kw1407 is the source of this 1263-nucleotide messenger RNA. RefSeq names its product protein mitochondrial targeting protein. The record is from RefSeq and is a predicted model, not a curated record. Gene Ontology annotation, biological process: response to heat; protein refolding. The coding region runs from base 1 to 1263 and encodes 420 amino acids. The transcript is spliced from 4 exons. Gene Ontology annotation, molecular function: ATP binding; Hsp70 protein binding. NCBI's taxonomy places the organism in Eukaryota, Fungi, Ascomycota, Sordariomycetes, Ophiostomatales, Ophiostomataceae. Gene Ontology annotation, cellular component: nucleus; cytosol; cytoplasm.